Messenger RNA from Fusarium mangiferae, 693 nucleotides. RefSeq lists its product as uncharacterized. Bases 1 to 693 code for a protein of 230 amino acids. NCBI's taxonomy places the organism in Eukaryota, Fungi, Ascomycota, Sordariomycetes, Hypocreales, Nectriaceae. The transcript has a single exon. The record is from RefSeq and is a predicted model, not a curated record.
AUGCCUUCAUUCACUACCUCAAUCCCUGGCUCUGACACUGAUCCCAGCCUUACUCCCUUGCUUCAGACACAAUCUUCUCAUACAGAGUCGACCUGCAAGGCUGGCACCAACAAAUCCGGCAGACCCCAACUAACACUGAUGAUCCCCGAGGGUCAAGAUGAUAUCUCCUCCGAAAUUCCUGAGGAUCAGGAUGAUAGCUCCUCCGAAAUGCCCGAGGACGAGGAUGUUACCUCUUCUGAGCGUCCUUCAAUUGCAGUCAAAGCCCUACGCGCACGACAAUUUGAGAGGAAGUUUCGUACUUUCGAUAAAGACUACAAAGGCGGCUUCAGCAUCAACUGGGAAUCAGUAAAGAUUCAAUGGAGUCUUCUAUGCAUGUUGAGCAUGGUAUACAAGGGAGUCGAAGGAGAGAAAGGCUGGCCUGCUGAAUGGGAGGAUGAGGCCGUUUUCGCUUCUUUUUUGGAGGAGACUGCCGCAUCCUGGGCGGAGGAUAUUGCAGAUGACAAUAGAGUCAUCCUUGAAGAAUUUGCUGCGAUCUUGGGAGAGUCCUUUGCCAUUGAUCUUAGUAGCGAGGCUGUUGUCAAGGAACAUCUUGACCGCGUGAAGAAGUUCGUUGAUGACAAUAUGGCCCCUGUCCCUGAGGAAGACCAGGGACUCGAGGAAUUGGAGCUGACGGAAGUUCACUUGGUAGAGUAA